AUGAAAACAGAAUUAGAAUUUGCGUUGUUGAAUGCUGGUAAUUUGUUUUGUUGUCUUGGCUUUUCAAUUAUCGCCCCAUUUUACCCAGCAUACGCAAAAGAAUUCGAAGUCUCUAAUUCAAUUUUAGGACUGAUAUUUGGGAUGAAUCCUAUCGGAGGUAUGAUGGCCUCAUUGAUAAUUGGUAAACUAUUAAAUAAUGUAAAUUAUUCAACGUUUCUAUACUUGGGUCUUAUCAUUCAAGCAGUAGGAUAAUUUCAAUUUCCCCUUCUCUCUUUUGUACAUUAGUAUGAAUACUUUUUAACACUCUCAUUUAUAGGAAGAUUUUUGAGUGGCUUUGGAGGUUGUACAUUCUUAACUCCAUUUUACGCCUGCAUACCUUAAAAAUUUCCAGAGACGGCAGCUCAGAAAAUGGCUAUAAUUGAAUUUUUCUCUUCAUUUGGCUAUUUAGCAGGAGCAGUCGCUGGCUCAAUUCUGUAUGAAAUAGAAGGAUUUUAUUUUCCGUUUUUAAUAUUCGGUUCUGCCUCCAUUUUGAUUGCAUUAAUAAUUAAAUUCGGUUUUUAAGAAAAUGAUUAGAUACUUACUGAAAAAUAAUAAUAAAUUUAAAAAGAAAAUUAGAUUGGAUACUUUACAAUUCUAAAAGAUUUUUAAGUAUUGGCAUAAUUUAAUGUAAUUUUUUCAAUGUGCCUUGCAUAUUCAUAUUUUCAACCAAUAUUUGCAAUAUUCUUUGAAGAUCAAUUUGAUGUACCACCAGUUGACUCAGGAUACUAUAUGUCACUAGCUCCAUUCUCUUAUUGUCUUGGAGCUAUCCUAAUCUCAAGAAUUAAGAUUCAUAAAUAAAUAACAAUUUUAAUUGGCAUAGGUGUAGUUGCCAUUUCAGAAUUUUUGAUGGGACCAGACCCUCUAUUAGGAAUUAGGCCAUAAUUACAUUUGACCAUGAUAGCCUACUUAAUAUUUGGAUUCUUCAUUGCCUUACCAUAUGUGCUAACACUUCCAUCCAUAAAUGAAUCCUUGGAACUACGCUUUGAGAAAAAAGACCAUGAGAAAUGUAUCUGCUUAGCAUCUGGAUUAUUCAAUUCAAUUCUAUCAAUAGGCGAAUUUUUGGGACCCUUUCUUUCUGGAUUGAUUUCAGAGCACUUGGAAUUUCCAAGAUCUUGCAGUAUUCUAGGAAUAUAUUUAAUAAUGAGCACUGUAUUAUACAUUCCAAAUGUAUUCCAAAAUAAAUUUAAGGCUUAGAGAGUAAAAGUAUAGAAUUUUGAUGAAUAAUUAUGA
Messenger RNA from Paramecium tetraurelia, 1269 nucleotides. RefSeq lists its product as uncharacterized. The record is from RefSeq and is a predicted model, not a curated record. Gene Ontology annotation, molecular function: transmembrane transporter activity. The transcript is spliced from 3 exons. Lineage: Eukaryota; Ciliophora; Oligohymenophorea; Peniculida; Parameciidae. Gene Ontology annotation, biological process: transmembrane transport.